AUGACAUGGACACUGAUAAGGUCACAGAUGCCGAGCAUACGUGUAAUCAGGAAACGACAAAGAAAGUUCCGUAUUUGGAAUCCGGUGGCCAUGCAGGGGGCCAUUGAUGAAGUGCGGGCAGGCAGGCUCUCUUAUAGGCAGGCAGCUGUCCAUUUUGGGGUCCCCAAGUCCACCCUGCGAGACCGAGUCAGUGGGAAAGUGGCCUCUGACAGCACCUAUGGUCAGAGGCCACUUCUCUCUGAGAAAGAUGAGAAUGCGCUGGUGGAGUACUGCCUGUACUCCGCCAGCUUUGGAUUCCCACUGACAAAGUCACAGGUGGUGACCCACGCUUUGGCAAUUUUCAACCGGCGCCACCCACAAACACCAAAGGUGGCGCUGAGCCAGACGUGGUGGGUCAACUUCAGGGAGAGACAAAACCAACGGCUCACCACCAGGACCCCAGAUAUUAUUGACCGUGGGAGAGCAUCCUGUGCGAAGAGGGGGCCUGUCGAGGACUAUUUCAAUCUACUGUCCUCGACAAUGGACAGGUACGGGCUGAGAGGGAAACCCCACUGCAUCUACAACUGCGACGAGACGGGUUUCAGCUGGACAGCCAGAGGAGGAAAGUCGUCGUGCCCCGGGGAGCGCCCGCUGCUGCUGGUUAUGGACGGUCAUACAUCCCACCUCGGGCCAGAGCUGAUCCAGGCGGCACAGGGGGCAGGGGUCAUCCUUUUGUGCCUCCCGCCGCACACGUCACACAUCCUUAAGCCCUUGGAUGUGAGUUUUUUUGGACCCUUGAAGGCAGAUUUUGCAGGCACAACUGGGGAUCUGUCGGCUGUGAGCCAGCCACAUAGAACAACUACACUUUCCAAAAAGGAGUUUUCAAGGGUCCUCAAAAACUCAUAUCUGAAGAUGAGGGAUAGAGGCUUUGUGGUUGGAGGUUUCAGAAAGUGUGGCCUCUUCCCCUUGGAUCCGGGGGCCGUUGACUGGUCCCGGAUCAAGCCAUAUGGGCCUCCACUACCACCGCCUCCUCCUCCACCACCACCACCGCCUCCACCACCACCGCCUCCACCACCACCGCCUCCACCACCACCGCCUUCUCCACCACCGCCUUCUCCACCACCGCCUUCUCCACCACCGCAUUCUCUACCACCGCCUUCUCCACCACCGCCGUCUCCACCACCGCCUGAUUCCAUCUUAGCCCAUCCUCUGGUGGUGUCGGGAAGGAUCCCCCCUGACCUGGCUGACCUGCUAAUGGAGGUGAAAUUCCAUAGAAGCCAAGGCAGGUUAAGGAGGAACAUUGCAAAGGCGCGCAUCUUGACGGCGGAGGACAUGGCUACCACCAUCGAGGAGGCAGAAGACAGAGCUGCGAGGAGGGAGGCUCAAGCUCUGGCCAGAAGAGACAGAGAGCAGCAGCGGGCUGAAGAGAUCCAGCUGGAAGCCACUUCCGCCAUAGCUGGUGACUCCCAGCCCAUCCGCAUCAGUGCAAACCCCGGGUGCUCAUCUGCCAGUUCCGGACAUUCCACCACCGGCCUCUCAGCCCCUCCAAUCCCCUUUCAAACCUCCCACGGUCUUCAGCUGCCUGACUCUCCUCGAAUACCAACUAGGAGCCUGCCUGCAGCACCGGCCCAACAUAUUCGAGAACCAUCUACAUCAAGAGGCCCCCUAGGUCCCAGAAAACUAAUAACUGCCAUGCACUCUCCCUCGGCCAAAAGAGCCAAAAAAGGAUGUGGAAUGUGCAGAAAGGUGGAUCCACCCGGCCAAGGAAAGACGGUGCCAUGGGUCCAGUGUGACACCUGCCACAGCUGGUUCCAUUGGGUCUGCGUGUCAUGGGAGGAAGGGCUAGGGGAUUUUAUUUGUUUUUGGUGCCGAGACAUGUAG
This is a messenger RNA of Knipowitschia caucasica, 1860 nucleotides long. The record is from the annotation of a GenBank genome assembly. NCBI's taxonomy places the organism in Eukaryota, Metazoa, Chordata, Actinopteri, Gobiiformes, Gobiidae.